GCGUCUGGAAAUCUCUCGAAGCGUCUAGAACAUUCGCGGCUGGGGCUGUUUUUUCUAUAAAAGCAGCAGCGCGGCGAACGCCGGUCGAGUCUUGAAAAAAAUCUAGUACGGUGCGCGUCGACAGCGUCUGAAAAGUUUUGUGAAUUUCCAAUUCUGCACAAAGCAAAGUGAAAAUUAUAUUUUUACCUUUAUUCUGUGAAUAGAACGAAAGACAUACAUACAAGAUGCCUGAGGAAACAGAGACCUUCGCCUUCCAGGCUGAGAUCGCUCAGCUGAUGUCCCUGAUCAUCAACACAUUCUACUCGAACAAGGAGAUCUUCCUGCGAGAGUUGAUCUCGAACGCCUCCGAUGCCCUGGACAAGAUCCGCUACGAGUCCCUGACGGAUCCCAGCAAGCUGGACUCCGGCAAGGAGCUCUACAUCAAGCUGAUCCCCAACAAGACGGCCGGCACUCUGACCAUCAUCGAUACCGGUAUCGGUAUGACCAAGUCCGACCUGGUCAACAACUUGGGAACCAUCGCCAAGUCGGGAACCAAGGCUUUCAUGGAGGCCCUGCAGGCCGGUGCCGAUAUUUCCAUGAUUGGUCAGUUCGGUGUGGGUUUCUACUCCGCCUACCUGGUGGCCGACAAGGUGACCGUCACCUCCAAGAACAACGAUGAUGAGCAGUACGUGUGGGAGUCCUCGGCCGGAGGAUCCUUCACCGUCCGUGCCGACGACUCUGAGCCCCUGGGCCGCGGUACCAAGAUCGUGCUGUACAUCAAGGAGGACCAGACCGACUAUCUGGAGGAGAGCAAGAUCAAGGAGAUUGUCAACAAGCACUCCCAGUUCAUUGGCUACCCCAUCAAGCUGCUCGUGGAGAAGGAGCGCGAGAAGGAGGUCAGCGACGAUGAGGCCGAUGACGAGAAGAAGGAGGGUGAUGAGGAGAAGAAGGAGAUGGACACCGAUGAGCCCAAGAUCGAGGAUGUUGGCGAGGAUGAGGAUGCCGACAAGAAGGACAAGGAUGCCAAGAAGAAGAAGACCAUCAAGGAGAAGUACACCGAGGAUGAGGAGCUGAACAAGACCAAGCCCAUCUGGACCCGCAACCCCGAUGACAUCUCCCAGGAGGAGUACGGCGAGUUCUACAAGUCCCUGACCAACGACUGGGAGGACCAUCUAGCCGUCAAGCACUUCUCCGUGGAGGGUCAGCUGGAGUUCCGUGCUCUGCUCUUCAUCCCCCGUCGCACGCCCUUCGAUCUCUUCGAGAACCAGAAGAAGCGCAACAACAUCAAGCUGUACGUGCGUCGUGUCUUCAUCAUGGACAACUGCGAGGACCUCAUCCCCGAGUACUUGAACUUCAUCAAGGGUGUGGUCGACUCUGAGGAUCUGCCCCUCAACAUCUCGCGUGAGAUGCUGCAGCAGAACAAGGUGCUGAAGGUGAUCCGCAAGAACCUGGUCAAGAAGACCAUGGAGCUGAUCGAGGAGCUCACCGAGGACAAGGAGAACUACAAGAAGUUCUACGACCAGUUCAGCAAGAACCUGAAGUUGGGCGUGCACGAGGACAGCAACAACCGCGCCAAGUUGGCCGACUUCCUGCGCUUCCACACAUCUGCCUCCGGCGAUGACUUCUGCUCCCUGUCCGACUACGUGUCGCGCAUGAAGGAGAACCAGAAGCACAUCUACUUCAUCACCGGCGAGUCCAAGGACCAGGUCAGCAACUCUGCCUUCGUGGAGCGCGUCAAGGCCCGCGGCUUCGAGGUGGUCUACAUGACCGAGCCCAUCGAUGAGUACGUCAUCCAGCACUUGAAGGAGUACAAGGGUAAGCAGCUGGUCUCCGUCACCAAGGAGGGUCUGGAGCUGCCAGAGGACGAGAACGAGAAGAAGAAGCGCGAGGAGGACAAGGCCAAGUUCGAGAGCCUGUGCAAGCUGAUGAAGUCCAUUCUGGACAACAAGGUCGAGAAGGUGGUGGUGUCCAACCGUCUGGUCGACUCGCCCUGCUGCAUUGUCACCUCGCAGUUCGGCUGGUCCGCCAACAUGGAGCGCAUCAUGAAGGCUCAGGCUCUUCGUGAUACCGCCACCAUGGGCUACAUGGCCGGCAAGAAGCAGCUGGAGAUCAACCCCGACCAUCCCAUCGUGGAGACUCUGCGCCAGAAGGCCGAUGCCGACAAGAACGACAAGGCCGUCAAGGAUCUGGUCAUCCUGCUGUUCGAGACCUCUCUGCUGUCCUCUGGCUUCUCCCUGGACAGCCCCCAGGUGCACGCCAGCCGCAUCUACCGCAUGAUCAAGCUGGGUUUGGGCAUCGACGAGGACGAGCCCAUGACCACCGAGGAUGCCCAGAGCGCCGGAGAUGCCCCCUCGCUGGUUGAGGACACCGAGGACGCUUCCCACAUGGAGGAGGUCGAUUAAGCGACCAGAACAAACCAAAAUUCAUUAUCACUCGCAUUCACAUACACAAUUUACUUGCGUUCCGAACUUUUGUACUUAGUUUACGACGGCCGAGUUAAAUUUUGUAUCCCCAUUAACCCUUUGCCGCGUUGUAUGCGACAAGAACAACAUACGCUUAACUCAUACAUAUAAACCAGAAUAACUCUUAAAAUGGUUAGGUUCCCGCAAAACAUUCAAGAGCAGUUGUCGUUUUAAGAACUUCUAAUUUAGAAUCCAAGUAAUUUAUGUAUAAAACUAAAGACUACGUACGCGCUCUAGUUGAUAUAGCUAUAUAAAGAAUGGAGUAAAUGUAUAAUUAAGGUUUGAUGACCCGAUCGAUGAUAAACAUAAAAACAACCAACCAAAUAAACAAGCAGAUGUGUUUUAAAAUCAAA
Molecule: messenger RNA, 2794 nt
Organism: Drosophila biarmipes
Lineage: Eukaryota; Metazoa; Arthropoda; Insecta; Diptera; Drosophilidae
Gene: Hsp83
Product: heat shock protein 83
Exons: 2
Coding region: 225-2381 (718 amino acids)
Biological process (GO): protein stabilization; protein folding; cellular response to heat
Cellular component (GO): perinuclear region of cytoplasm; plasma membrane; protein-containing complex
Molecular function (GO): ATP binding; disordered domain specific binding; ATP hydrolysis activity
Source: RefSeq, a predicted model, not a curated record